AUGGCGAAUGCCAAGGUUGAUGAUUUGACAUACGAGGGAGAAUUGAAUGAAAGUAAUAUCAGUAAUGGUGUUGAAAAUUUGCAAGAUUCUCAAGAAGAGACCGAUACUGCUCUUCAGGCUGAUGAAGAACAAAGAGAGAAAUUAGUAAGACUUCCUAUAGGCAGAGUAAGAAAUAUUAUUAAAAUGGACCCCGAUGUAAAUUUGGUUAAUCAGGAGGCAGUAUUUUUAAUAGCAAAAUCGACGGAACUUUUUAUUGAUUCAUUGGCAAAGGAAGCCUAUAAAUAUACUGUACAAACAAAAAAAAAAACAGUCCAAAAACGAGAUAUUGAAAAUGCAAUUAAUAAUGUAGAUGCGCUUGUGUUUCUAGAAGAAAUGCUUGAGUAAAUUAGGAAGUAAUUUUCUUAAUUUAUAUUCUAAUUAGUAAGAAGUUAUGUAAUAUAACAAAAAAUUGUUUAAUAAAUAUUUUUAUAUUUUCUAACUUUAA
Vespula vulgaris is the source of this 484-nucleotide messenger RNA. RefSeq names its product DNA polymerase epsilon subunit 4 (gene PolE4). NCBI's taxonomy places the organism in Eukaryota, Metazoa, Arthropoda, Insecta, Hymenoptera, Vespidae. The transcript is spliced from 2 exons. Gene Ontology annotation, cellular component: nucleus; epsilon DNA polymerase complex. Bases 1 to 384 code for a protein of 127 amino acids. Gene Ontology annotation, molecular function: protein heterodimerization activity. The record is from RefSeq and is a predicted model, not a curated record.